AUGAAAUUCUCCAUCACCUCAUGCCUCGCUAUGCUCAUCAUCACUGCCUCUGCAGCUGUCAUUCCCUCAACCGACGACUCUAAUAUGUCAAGUCUUUUUGAAGCCAUAACUGUUGAAAAACGAUUUGACGGAUCCGAAUCAACCGAAGCCCAUAGCAAUGUACUUGAUGACUUGACACAAAAGCUUCAAGAAAUGUCCUAG
Batrachochytrium dendrobatidis JAM81 is the source of this 201-nucleotide messenger RNA. RefSeq lists its product as uncharacterized. Bases 1 to 201 code for a protein of 66 amino acids. The transcript has a single exon. The record is from RefSeq and is a predicted model, not a curated record. NCBI's taxonomy places the organism in Eukaryota, Fungi, Chytridiomycota, Chytridiomycetes, Rhizophydiales.